Messenger RNA from Aphis gossypii (cotton aphid), 615 nucleotides. Its product is annotated as serine/threonine-protein kinase fray2-like. The coding region runs from base 1 to 615 and encodes 204 amino acids. The record is from RefSeq and is a predicted model, not a curated record. Gene Ontology annotation, molecular function: zinc ion binding; nucleic acid binding. The transcript has 2 exons. NCBI's taxonomy places the organism in Eukaryota, Metazoa, Arthropoda, Insecta, Hemiptera, Aphididae.
AUGAGUGAAUAUACAGAAAUUCUAAAUGAACAAGUAUUACAAUUAAACCUAAAAACAAAAGAUAUAGAAAUAGAGAAUAAUGAAUUGAGAAGAGGACGAAAUUACAAUAGGAAAAGAGACUUCUACAAUGAUAAACGUGAGCACCGAAAUAACAGUCCAUACCCGUAUAGGAGAAAUGAUAGCGAAGAGAGAAAUUUUAAUAAAAGAGAUAAUAGUCCUUACUCCUCUAGGUUGUAUAAUAGAUACUCUAGAGAUAAUAGCAAAGACAACAAUUACAAUAGAGACAAAUCAUAUUCAAGAGAAAGAAAGAACAAUUAUGAUAGUUCUAGGGAAAGUAGUAGAGAUAGAAGUUAUGCCAGAGAUUUUAUAACGUAUAAACACAGAAAUGAUAAAGACAGGGAAAUAAGAGGAAAUUAUAAACAGCGUAGUAAGAACAACAACGAAGAAAAACGGUACUCAAAAUACCGACAAUACAGCAGAGAGAAUAGUCGAGAAAGAGUACCAGGAAAAUAUAGAGAAGACCGCUAUGCGAAAGAAUCUGAGAGAGUUACUUGCUAUAGGUGUAGCGAGCGAGGACACUAUGCGGAUAAUUGUAAAAUGCCAAAAAACGAUUAG